CUUAUUGAAAAAUUCCGUCCCGACAUGCGUAUGUUGUCCGUACCCAAUUAUGCCCUCUAUGAAGUUCAUGCUAAUGGCGAAGAAAGACGCUUAAAUCCAGAUGAAAAACCUCUACUGGUACAAUUAAAUUGGCACAUAGAUGACAGAGAAGGCAGAUUUCUAUUAAAAAAUAUUGAUCAAAAAACUACCCCCAUCGAACAGACCGACAUUAAUUUCAAAAGAAAACUCUCCAAACGUGAGAAAAAAGAACAGAAAAAGAAGGACAAACUGGCCAAGCUAAAUACAGAUGGCACCAAUACCACCAUUAACAGUCAUACCAACGGUCUGAAUGGUUCGAAUGGCACCGAGUCAGAAACCCAAGUAGCGGGUAAAUUAUAUACCGAACUACCAGAGACCUCCUUUACACGUUCCAUUUCAAACCCGGAGGCAGUAAUGAGACGCCGCCGUCAACAGAAGUUGGAAAGAAAUUACAACAGUUUCGUUCACGAGAUGGUGGACCCGAUACGGGUGGUACACUAAAGAUUUACGGUGAAAGUUUAUGUCAAGAUGUGCCUUAUAAAACGUUACUGCUGUCGAUACGUGAUUGUGCUCAGGCGGUGGUUAGGGAAAUGUUAACGAAAUACGGUUUGGAAAAAGCCGAUCCAAUGCAUUAUUGUUUAGUACAGGUUAAUAGCGAUGGCUCUGAAUAUAUCUUAGAUGAUGAUGAAUGUCCUUUGUCAAUUUUAAUGAAUCAUCCAACAUCAAGGGGUAAGUUGAGAUUUUAUUUGUUUUUUUUUUAGUUUAGAGCAAGUUCGAAUUUAAAAAUUUUGAUCAG
Messenger RNA from Lucilia sericata (common green bottle fly), 814 nucleotides. Its product is annotated as afadin-like. Gene Ontology annotation, biological process: regulation of protein localization; signal transduction. Bases 25 to 519 code for a protein of 164 amino acids. Gene Ontology annotation, cellular component: adherens junction. Gene Ontology annotation, molecular function: cell adhesion molecule binding. The record is from RefSeq and is a predicted model, not a curated record. NCBI's taxonomy places the organism in Eukaryota, Metazoa, Arthropoda, Insecta, Diptera, Calliphoridae. The transcript is spliced from 3 exons.